Molecule: messenger RNA, 772 nt
Organism: Paralichthys olivaceus (Japanese flounder)
Lineage: Eukaryota; Metazoa; Chordata; Actinopteri; Pleuronectiformes; Paralichthyidae
Source: RefSeq, a predicted model, not a curated record
GCCUCCAACUCCUGCACGGUGUUGUCGUCACUCGGAGCUUCCUGCAGCUUCAUGGGUUCACUGUCUGCUGGACCUGUGGCCGACCUCGAUGGUCAUCAGCAACAUCAGGACAGGAAGUCGCACCAUCCUGCACAUGAACAGUUUCAUCGUGGCUGAUUUCACGCACCGUGCGAUCGACGUGUCGGCUGUGAUCUGGCAGGUCAAAGGUCAAACUCCGUGUGCCUGUUGUGUGGUUUGUCCAUCGACUGGAUCUCGAACCGUUGUUCUCUCCGACAUGAACCUUCCUGAUGUCACAGCAGCAGAUUUUUCCAAAGUUGAGCUCGAUCAGUUCAAGUGGAUUCACUGGGAGGGUCGAAAUGCUGAAGAGCAGGUGAAGAUGAUCGAGAGGGUAGCGAAGUACAACAGCACGUUACCGCAGCAUCAGAGGAUCACUGUCUCCGUGGAGAUAGAGAAGACCAGAGAGCCGCUGUACCAGCUGUUUCCUCUCGGGGACGUGGUGUUUGUCAGUAAAGACGUCGCUCGUCACUUUGGCUUUGAGUCGGCAGAAGCUGCUGUGAGAGGAUUCUACAGUCGAGUCAAAGCGGGGGCUGUCCUAAUCUGUGCCUGGGCAGAAAAAGGAGCAGAUGCUUUGGGUCCUGAUGAUGUCAUCAUUCACUCUGAUUCGUUUCCUCCUGAAACUCUGGUCGACACUCUCGGAGCUGGAGACACGUUCAACGCCGCCGUCAUCUACACGCUGUCCAAUGGUAGGACGAUACAACUGUCCAAUGGUUGA